AUGGGAAAUAAAGUGUAUUUUGCUAAAACAAUGGAUGCCUCUAUUUUUAAUUAAAAUGAACCUUUAAACGCAUAAAUUUAACAUCUUGGUGGUUAAUAUUACUAGCAUAUUGAAAGAGUUGAACUUUAUAAGUUAAAAAAUGAAGUAACCAAAUUCCCAACAAUAUUUGAAAAAAGAAUAGCUAACUCUGUAUCUGUUGAAUAAGAAGGUUAAUUACUGAAUCUUCAUAAUUAAGCUUAAAGCUUAUAUCAUCCAAACUUAAUUAAAUAUUAUGGUUUUUGUAUUGAUCCAUAAAUAACCACUAAUUUAAUCAUUAGUAAAUGGUAUUAUUAAGCACUUUAUAAAACAUCAAAAAAUAUUUGUGCUCAUCAUUUUUAAUAUAAGUCUUUAAUUCCAGAAAAAGAUUUAUGGAAAGUAUUAAUCUCAAUUAUAUUUUUAAAUAGCUUUUGCAUCAAAUAAUAUAAGCACUUCAAUUUUUAGAGACCAAACAACAAUGGCAUAUGCAAAUCUAACCAGAUUCUAUAUAUUUAGAUGAUAAUAUGCAAGUUAGAUUAAUUCCUAUGGGAGUCUUAAGAAUGAUGAGUGGUUAUUCUAUAGUCUUAAAUAAAUAAGGCUAAGCAUUACUCUCUCCAGAAUUAAUUGAACAAUUAAGAUUAAAAAAUAUAAAUCCUGUUCAUGAUCCUUCUAAAUCAGAUAUCUUUUCUUUAGGUAUGACUAUGUUAGAAUUAAUGACACUUAAAAGUAGUUUUGAUUGUUAUUCCUUUAAUUCAAAUCCUCCUUAAUUACAUGAUUAAAUAAUAGAAGAGCGUUUGUAAGAAUCAAUAAUGAAUGGUUAUUCUGAAGAAUUAAUCAAAAUAACAAAAAACAUGCUCCAAAGAGAUAUGAAUUAUAGAAUAGGAAUAAGAGAUAUUUUAGUACAUAAUUAUAUUAUAUUCAUAGAAUUCAAAAGAAUUAAACCAAAAUCAACAUAAUUAAGCUAAUAAUUUUUCUCCUUUGAAACCAACAUUAAAUUUGAAUAAUCUUAGAUAAUAAAAUAUUAUAGAAUAAGAUUAAAAACCUUUAAUUCAACCAUCAAUACCUCCAAUCGUAGAAAAAUAAAUUCCUCCCUAAAAUCAAAUUUCAACCUUUAACCCUCAUGCUUAAUAAGAUAAUUUUCUACAAUCAUAUUCUUUUAGAGAAAAAUCAGAUGAAGAAUUACUUUUAAGAGAAUAAUAAAUAAAUAGAUAAUUAGAAUAGUAAUUAAAAUUAUAGCAAUAAUAAUUAUAAUAAUAAUAUUAAUAACAAUUAAAAUAAUAGUAAAUCAUUGAAGAAUAGUAAAGACAAUUAUUUUCACUUUAAUAGUAAAUUUAAUAGAUUGCUGUACAAUUAGAAGAAAGUCAUGUAAAACCUACUGAAAUAUUAAAUUCUUCAAAUUAAUAGGAUAAUCUUAAUUAUUAAAUCAACUUGCUUCCAACACCUCCAAUUACUUAUGCAAGCCCAAUCAAGCACACAUUAAAUGACUUUACAGAAAAUAUUGAGAUUCAGAAUAGAGUUAAUUAAGUCUUAGCUCAAUCAAGAUAAGCAUUAAAUAGAUAUCAAAAUUGA
Paramecium pentaurelia is the source of this 1584-nucleotide messenger RNA. Lineage: Eukaryota; Ciliophora; Oligohymenophorea; Peniculida; Parameciidae. The record is from the annotation of a GenBank genome assembly.